CCUUUCCUUCCAAUCACCACUCCCCAACCGGCAAACCGGCUAUUCCCCGUCCUUCCCCUCCUCCCUCCCCACCAUAUAAGCGCCCUUCCCCGGCCCUCUGGCCUCAGAGAGAAGGGGAAGUUGAGAGCGAGCUCGAGAGCGGAGAGUCCCCCAAAAAAUACCAAAAAAAUGCCGAUCUCUCGGAUAGCGAUCGGGACUCGGGAGGAGGCGACUCACCCGAGCGCCCUCAAGGCCGCGCUCGCCGAGUUCAUCUCCACUCUCAUCUUCGUCUUCGCCGGCCAGGGCUCCGGCAUGGCUUUCAGUAAGCUGACCGGUGGUGGUGCCACGACGCCGGCUGGCCUGAUAGCAGCGGCGCUGGCUCACGCCUUCGGACUGUUCGUGGCGGUGUCGGUGGCAGCCAACAUCUCCGGCGGGCACGUCAACCCGGCGGUGACCUUCGGUGCCUUCAUCGGCGGGAACAUCACCUUACUGAGAGGCAUCCUGUACUGGAUCGCUCAGCUCCUCGGCUCCACCGUUGCCUGCCUGCUGCUCCGCUUCUCCACCGGCGGCCUCUCCACCGGAACCUUCGGCCUCACCGGCGUCAGCGUAUGGGAGGCUCUCGUCCUUGAGAUCGUCAUGACCUUCGGCCUCGUCUACACCGUCUACGCCACCGCGUUGGACCCCAAGAGGGGGAGCCUCGGAACGAUUGCACCGAUCGCGAUCGGUUUCAUUGUGGGGGCCAACGUCCUCGCCGGCGGGGCCUUCGACGGGGCGUCGAUGAACCCGGCGGUGUCGUUCGGCCCGGCGUUGGUGAGCUGGUCCUGGGACGCCCACUGGGUCUACUGGGCCGGCCCGCUCAUCGGCGGCGGCCUCGCCGGGCUCGUCUACGAGCUCUUCUUCAUCUCCCACACCCACGAGCAGCUCCCCAGCGUUGAGUACUGAGAAACAGUUGUUGCUCGUUCUUCUGUUGUUACUUCUUCUUCUUCUUCUUCUUGGUCUCCAAAGGGCUUUCUCAGGCUCUUGUUUUUUUUUUUCCUUUUUCCUUCCAUUGUGUACCUCCUUAAUUUGUCUUGGUCGAUCUGUUCUUCUCGUCUCUGUUGCAUCAAAACUUCUCAAAAGGACUUGCGUCCGUUUCCGUCCAUGUGUGGGAUAAGGAAGGUAUGGUCUUUUGUGUAUCAUGUUGUUGAUAAAAGGCCAUUUCUUGCACUCUUUUACCUUUUUA
Messenger RNA from Phoenix dactylifera (date palm), 1201 nucleotides. RefSeq names its product putative aquaporin TIP1-1. NCBI's taxonomy places the organism in Eukaryota, Viridiplantae, Streptophyta, Magnoliopsida, Arecales, Arecaceae. Gene Ontology annotation, biological process: transmembrane transport; water transport. Gene Ontology annotation, cellular component: plant-type vacuole membrane. Gene Ontology annotation, molecular function: water channel activity. The record is from RefSeq and is a predicted model, not a curated record.